Molecule: messenger RNA, 1053 nt
Organism: Thyridium curvatum
Lineage: Eukaryota; Fungi; Ascomycota; Sordariomycetes; Thyridiales; Thyridiaceae
Exons: 4
Coding region: 1-1053 (350 amino acids)
Biological process (GO): metabolite repair
Molecular function (GO): ATP-dependent NAD(P)H-hydrate dehydratase activity
Source: RefSeq, a predicted model, not a curated record
AUGUCGGCAGCUACAAAGGAGAUCCUCGCCCGCGUGCGGCAAAUGGUGCCGCCGAUGCUGGACAAGUUCCACAAGGGUCAAUUGGGCCGCGUCGCCGUCAUCGGCGGCAGUGAGGACUACACCGGCGCGCCGUACUUUUCGGCCAUGGCCAGCGCCCGCCUGGGAUGCGAUAUGUCCCACGUCAUCUGCACCCCCGGCGCCGCGGCCGUGAUCAAGACCUACUCGCCCAACCUCAUGGUCCACCCGCUCAUGCGCCAGUCGCCCCCGGCCGCCUCGGACGACCUGCCGCUCUCCGAGACGGACCCGGCCCAGAUCUCGCGGCGCAUCAUAGACAUGCUGCCCCGGCUGCACGUCCUCGUCAUCGGGCCCGGGCUGGGCCGCGACCCGCUCAUGCAGGACACGGUGGCGCGGGUGGUCGCCGCGGCGCGCGAGAGGCGGGUGCCCGUCGUGCUCGACGCCGACGCGCUGCUCGUGGUGCAGCGGGACCCGGGCCUGGUGCGCGGGUACGCGCUCGCCGUGCUGACGCCCAACGUCGUCGAGUUCGGGCGGCUGUGCGGCGCGCUCGGCGUCGAGGGCGGCAAGGUCGGGCAGCAGGCGGCUUCCGCUGCCGACGCAGGCGGUGACGGCGGACGGAGGGAGGAGACGGCGCGCGUCGAGGCCCUGGCGCGGGAGCUCGGCGGCGUGACGAUCGUGCAGAAGGGCGGGUGCGACUACGUCUCGGACGGCCGGACGACGAUGGCGUCGGACCUCGAGGGCGGGCGCAAGCGCAGCGGCGGGCAGGGGGACACGCUGACGGGCUCGAUCGCCACGUUCCUCGCCUGGCGCAAGGCGUACCUCGACGGGCUGUGGGAGCACGGCGGGAAACUGGACGAGGGCGAGAUGGUUGGGCUCGCGGCUUUUGGGGGCAGUGCUGUCACGAGGGAAUGCUCCCGCCUGGCUUUUAAGAAAAAGGGCCGCAGUCUGCAGGCGAGCGAUCUUACGGACGAGGUGCACACGGCGUUUUUGAACCUCUUUGGCGAGGAGGAUGGGGAUGGCUCUGGGUCGAAACUCUGA